UCUUACAAAUGUAUGGCUUACAGGAAGCAUAAAGUAAAAGCGUCUGGAAGAAAUUAGACGCAGAGAAGGACAGUUCACUGCUUCAGCCUGUACCCUUGGAAAAACUUGAAUGAGUUUCAUUUUUAGUCACCAACAUUGACUACUGUUGGAUAAGUUUUAUUCUUUUAACAGCUGACAACGUCAGAAUGAACUGCCAAGAUGCUCCAACAGACCUCAUCACAGCAGACUGAUGCAAACUACACUAUAAUGUAUUGGAGGAAUCGAGAAACUUUUAUGGAAAACGUGGAUACAGCACAUCUUUGUUUUUAGAUGCUCCAUGCCGGUGUCUUCUGUAUUUUACCCAAAAACUUGUAUUGGAAGUUUUGUCCAGUGUCUGGAGCGUGCAGAGCCUCGUCGGACAGCAUCCCUGUUAAACUAACGGGACAUCUCCACACAGCUGCUCCAAGAUGAGAUGUGAUAAAGUGAUCACCUACUUGAGGAUUGUUGGGACGACACUGUUCGGCAUUUCGCUGCUUGUGGGAAUCUCUGCUGCUUAUAUCAUGGGGUAUAAGCUCAUAACGACUGCAGGCAACUACUUGUCCUUUGGCCUUUAUGGGGCAAUUCUAGUCGUUCACCUCAUCAUCCAGAGCUUGUUUGCUCUACUGGAACACAGGAACAUGAAACGUUCCCUGGAAACACCGAUCAAACUCAACAAGUCACUGGCCCUUUGCAUCGCAGCCUAUCAGGAAGACCCCAACUACCUGAAAAAGUGUUUAAUAUCUGUGAAAAGGCUCACCUACCCUGGGAUAAAGGUCAUUAUGGUUAUCGAUGGGAACAAUGAUGAUGACUGCUACAUGAUGGAGAUCUUUCGGGACAUCAUGGGCCGGGACAAGGCAGCCACAUACAUUUGGAAAAGCAACUACCACCAGAAAGGACCAGAGGAAACCGAUGAAUCGUAUGCUGAGAGCUUGCAGCAUGUUUCUCGCCUGGUUCUCAACAAUAAGUGUGUGUGCAUCAUGCAGAAGUGGGGCGGGAAGAGGGAGGUCAUGUACACCGCCUUCAAAGCCCUGGGAAGAAGUGUCGACUAUGUACAGGUAUGUGAUUCAGACACCAUGUUGGACCCGGCCUCCUCAGUGGAGAUGGUGAAGGUUCUGGAAGAAGAUCCCAUGGUUGGAGGAGUAGGUGGAGAUGUGCAGAUUCUGAACAAAUAUGAAUCGUGGGUCUCCUUCCUCAGCAGUGUGAGAUAUUGGAUGGCGUUCAACAUUGAAAGAGCUUGCCAGUCAUAUUUCGGGUGCGUUCAAUGUAUCAGCGGGCCCUUGGGGAUGUACAGGAACUCCCUGCUUCAUGUGUUCCUGGAGGACUGGUACAAUCAGACAUUCAUGGGAAGCCACUGCAGUUUCGGCGAUGACCGCCACCUGACCAACCGAGUCCUGAGCCUGGGAUAUGCCACGAAAUACACCGCCCGCUCCAAGUGCUUGACCGAGACGCCCAUUACCUACCUACGCUGGCUCAACCAGCAGACCCGCUGGAGUAAAUCGUAUUUCAGAGAGUGGCUUUACAACUCCAUGUGGUUUCACAAGCACCACUUGUGGAUGACCUACGAAGCCGUCAUCACCGGCUUCUUCCCCUUCUUUCUCAUCGCCACUGCGAUCCAGCUCUUCUACCAGGGCAGGAUCUGGAAUAUCCUUCUGUUCUUGCUGAUCGUCCAGGUGGUGGCGCUCAUCAAGUCUUCGUUCGCCAGUUGCCUCCGCGGAAACAUCGUCAUGGUCUUCAUGUCCUUCUACUCAGUGUUAUACAUGUCGAGUCUGCUACCAGCAAAGAUGUUCGCAAUAGCCACCAUAAACAAAUCCGGUUGGGGAACGUCUGGAAGGAAGACUGUAGUGGUGAACUUUAUCGGACUUAUUCCGAUAUCAGUUUGGUUCACCAUUCUUUUUGUUGGCAUUAUUUAUACAAUAAUCCAAGAGACACGAAAGCCUUUUCCAGAGUCCGAAAAAGUUAUUUUGAUAAUCGGCGCAAUUGUGUACGCCAGCUACUGGGUAGUGUUCUUGACUUUGUACGCUGUCCUCAUUAUGAAGUGUGGCAAGAGGAAGAAAGGACAACAGUAUGAUAUGGUUCUUGAUGUAUAGUAUUUCCCAGUGCCCUUGGUCCUUUCUACGUUUACAUUAAAAACAAUCUCAGACUGCUAUCUGAAAGCGGGAUGUCCACAGGUGACAAGAAGUGAGACAUCAUUGCUGCUGUGACUGUUACUAAGGAUAUUCCUUUGAAGUGAUAGAGGAAAAACUUUGCAAUGUGUGAGCUUUGACACUCUUGAUGUUUUAGUAUUCCACCACCAAAUGACAACUUCUUUGCACUUUCACGUUCACACUCAUUAUGCAUAAUGCUUGAUAUAGAACUUUAAGGAACAAAAUACCUCAGUGGUUAUGUUUGCAUUGUGUGAGUAUUUGGGAUAGAGUCUAACGAGACUCGUUUUUUUCUUAAGUAAUUUAUGAUUUUUAAUUUUAGCUUGUUUUUAUAUAUAUAUAAAAUAUAUUAUGUAUACGUUUUUAAACUGAAAUCCAAAACAGAACUUCUGAGUAUUUUUUUGAUUGUGCUGUACUUUGUAUUUGCAUAAUGUAUUUUAAUGCCUUUUAUAUAGACUUUUAUUUUUUGCUUUGCCACCAAAGAUUCUCUAUUUUCAAUAAAUAUGAGGAAAUGUAACUCUUUAUGACUUGCCUAUCUGACCAAAAUGUGAAAUUCAGAAGCUGGAUUUGUCUCUGUGAUGACAGCGAUAAAAGGCAAAUCUAGGCAUAAGUUAUUCAUUGACAAGAAGGGCGUUGAACCUGUGUUAUUAUAAUAAGUAUUAUGUGGAGGGAAGACCAGUCUAUUUAUACAGCAUAAUGGGUUAUAGCUUUCUUACAUGUCUCUUAGCAAAAUAUUUGUAAUAUGAAAUUAUCGUAUGCUGGUUCGGUUGAAUGUUUGAAUUGUCCUGUCAAAAUAAUUGACAGUUCCACACAAUCUAUGCAAUUUCUGAAUGUGCCAAUAUCACAUUGCUAUGUAAAUCUUCCAGAAAGUGACACAGGAGCAUUUGCAUAUAAAUGAGGGAGAGAUGCCUCUUGUGAUUGUUAUUAUUUCACAUAAUCUUAUGUCAUCCAUCAAUGUCCAGAACAUUUGCAAGAAAGCUUUUCCAGUGAUGCCAAACCUUAAUUUUCAAGUAAUGCCCUGCCUUAAUUUCCUGUAGAAGACCGGGUUUUAUUUACAAGCAUUAUUUUAAUGUUUACUAAAAUUUUAAGAACAUUAUGAUUUGAAGCAUAUAUCAAAUAUGGAUUGUAAUUGAUGAGGGCUUUUACAAAGGCAGUAUUGUCAUAAAGCACUUUUGUGUUUGUGCCAAAUAAAAGAACAUACUUUAUAAUA
This is a messenger RNA of Cyprinus carpio (common carp), 3369 nucleotides long. Its product is annotated as hyaluronan synthase 2. NCBI's taxonomy places the organism in Eukaryota, Metazoa, Chordata, Actinopteri, Cypriniformes, Cyprinidae. Gene Ontology annotation, biological process: extracellular matrix assembly; hyaluronan biosynthetic process. The record is from RefSeq and is a predicted model, not a curated record. Gene Ontology annotation, molecular function: hyaluronan synthase activity.